CGUGCUGCCGGUGGCAGCAAAAUUCUGGUGGUUUGUUUUGAUGCCGCGGACAGUAACGUCGGGGCAGUUUUUUUUUCCUGAUAUGUGUGACAUCAUUUUACCGGCCACGAACGUCAUGUCAGCGGACAUGAACGACGAACACGACGACGAACCGAGAGCUAUCAAAAGAAAAAUUUCUCUCUCCAACUGUGUUGUGUGUCAAGCAGAAGAGGCAAAGUACAGGUGUCCUGCCUGUCAAACACAGUCAUGCAGCUUGUCGUGUGUGAAGCGACACAAGGAAGAGUCCGGAUGCAGUGGAGUCAGAGAUAAAACUGCCUACGUUGCCCUGUCGGAGUUUGAUGAAAUGGCGCUUCUCAGUGACUACAGGUUCCUGGAGGAUACAGGCAGGUUUGCUGACGGAGCCUCCAGGGACAAGAUUGUCAAAGUUCCACACAGUACUUUUAAAGCAAAGAAACUCGCAAACUUUGCCAGAAAGAUGAACAUCACUCUGAGGUUCCUCCCCAUCACAUUCAGCAAGAGCAGAGAAAACUCCACCAUCUUCGUCUUAAAGGAGAAAAGGUUCUUGUGGCACCUGAAGCUCCUCUUUCCCCAGAGCAGCAGCGAGUUCAGUCAGAGGAGGGUGGCUGAUGGACAGACGUUGGAGCAGAUCCUGUCAGAUUAUAUCCACCCUACAGAGUCAGACCCAGUGACUCGCCAAAAGUUGAAGGUGUACGUGCAGUUUCCCUUUGAUCACCUCAAAGUCUUCAUGAAGGUGGAGGGAAGGAAGGCAAACUCUCUGAGAUACCAUGAACUGGACCUGAAGAAGAGCCUGAGGGACAACCUGAGCUACAAAAUCCUGAUUGAGUAUCCUGUUCUGCAUGUUGUACUGAAGGAACACUGGAAGGACUUCCCACAGAGAGGACCAGCUGAUGCUACGUCAGCGCGAAAGGAUGUGGCAGUGGACGGAAAGACGGUGGACGCCACCCGGAGUUCACCUUGCCAACAGCAGGAAACACCGGUACCCAACAUCUGGACAGAAACCCCGAAGACAAAGAGCAGCCCAGAAGUUGAACCACCGCAGAAGAAAAGAGCUAAAACUGAGUCCCAGGGAGAGGAGAUAGAAGAGGGAGAGAUCUCAGACAGCAGUGAUGAAGAUGAAGAUGGAAAUGAGGAAAAAACUACCGGCGGUGAUGAUGAAAUCUCUGCUGAUAAAAAGACUAAAGAUGAAGAAGGAGUGGUUGUGGAAAUGAAACCUGAGCAGAGUCAGUAGAGCCACAGGCUAAAGGAGCAGAGUUGACGCCCACAUGCAGCCCUGCUGACUGUAUGUAGAAUCAUGGAGUACCUGGUGUUUUUACCUGUUGACGUCUCAUUUGUUAAUUUACUAAGUAUCGCAGUCUUUGUUUACUUUUGUUUCAAAAAUCAUUUCACUAUUAUUUGAUUAUCAUGCAGGUAAAGGCAGUACAUUACUGUCUAAUAAAGACCUUUUUGCGAAUAUAGGGUUAAUACUUUUUGUGUUUGAUGAAGUGUUGAACUGUAUCCAUUCAUUAUUUGAAACCCAACCUAAAGAAGUAUUAGUAUUUGUACUCUGUAUCAGUAAGUACACAAAUGAAAGUACAUGUACUUAAAACAUGGUAUCAAGACAUGAUAAAUGAAACAUUAAGCA
Molecule: messenger RNA, 1642 nt
Organism: Cynoglossus semilaevis (tongue sole)
Lineage: Eukaryota; Metazoa; Chordata; Actinopteri; Pleuronectiformes; Cynoglossidae
Gene: znhit6
Product: zinc finger HIT-type containing 6
Exons: 10
Coding region: 41-1249 (402 amino acids)
Biological process (GO): box C/D snoRNP assembly; maturation of LSU-rRNA from tricistronic rRNA transcript (SSU-rRNA, 5.8S rRNA, LSU-rRNA); snoRNA localization
Cellular component (GO): pre-snoRNP complex; nucleus
Source: RefSeq, a predicted model, not a curated record